This is a messenger RNA of Erigeron canadensis, 684 nucleotides long. RefSeq names its product vegetative cell wall protein gp1-like. The record is from RefSeq and is a predicted model, not a curated record. The transcript has a single exon. Bases 1 to 684 code for a protein of 227 amino acids. Lineage: Eukaryota; Viridiplantae; Streptophyta; Magnoliopsida; Asterales; Asteraceae.
AUGGGAUCGUUAUUGUUCUUCACUCUAGCAAUGGCAAUUGCAAUCGCUUCUUCUCCUUUGUCACUAGCUUCUAGAUCCGUGAUGGAUACGUACACUGUCCGUUCUUCACCACCAUCUUAUAAACGCCCUAAUCAACCACCACCAUGCGAACCUUAUUCAGUAUCGCCAUCACCAUCACCAACACCAGCAAACAAGCCGCCACCACCACCAUCACCUGACAAGCAAACUCCCCCAGCACCAACACCACUAAACAAGCCACCACCACCACCAUCACCUAACAAGCAAACUCCCCCAACACCAACCCCAAAAAACAAGCCGCCACCACCAUCUCCUUGUAAGCAAACUCCACCAGCACCGACACCAAUCAACACACCACCCCCAUCUAUUCCUCCACCACCAACCCCAUCAUCGUCACCAUCACCACUCCGCCCUCCCUAUAACCAAGCACCAACCCCGAUAAAUGCACCACCUCCAUCUAUUACUCCAUCACCAACCCCGAGCCCAUCACCUGCACCUUCUUAUACGCCGCCACCAACCCCACUUAACACACCACCACCACCACCACCACAUAAUAUUUCACCACCAACCUCUCAACCACCACCAUGUGAUGAUCAACCAAGUACUUCUUAUGGUCAAACUCCUCCAGUAACAACGCAAAAUCAGCAGCCACCACCGUCAUCAUAG